CUCGUAACAUUCUUCGCAGAUGACACGACCGUGUACCUGUCAGAACAUGACAGCUUCUUGGACCUCUCCACAAUACUAUCCACUUGGUGCAUCGUCUCAGGGGCUCGAUUCAAUGUCACCAAAACUGAAGUUAUUCCCAUCGGCUUGCCCUCUUACCGCACAUCUAUAACCACAAUGCGCUCCCUCCAACCUAAACGCUCCUCCUAUAUGCCAGUGAAAAUCCCUGCGAACACCCACAUAGCAGCCGACAAUAAGGCAGUUCGCCUUUUUGGUGCCCACAUUGGAAACUGCAUAACACCCUUCAUAGUCUGGGGCCCCCGCAUCGAUAAAAUCAGAGAAGGACUCCAUUGCUGGAGCCGCUGCAAACCCACUCUCGAUGGAAAAUGUCUCAUUGUAUACAUGAUCGUGGGUGGCAUGAGCCAGUAUCACACACGUGUCAUGGGCAUGUUGGCCCACAUUGAAAAAACUCUCACUUGA
Messenger RNA from Phanerochaete carnosa HHB-10118-sp, 477 nucleotides. RefSeq lists its product as uncharacterized. The annotation marks the transcript as partial. The record is from RefSeq and is a predicted model, not a curated record. The transcript has a single exon. NCBI's taxonomy places the organism in Eukaryota, Fungi, Basidiomycota, Agaricomycetes, Polyporales, Phanerochaetaceae.